Messenger RNA from Hypomesus transpacificus, 3597 nucleotides. RefSeq names its product copine III (gene cpne3). Bases 281 to 1972 code for a protein of 563 amino acids. Gene Ontology annotation, molecular function: receptor tyrosine kinase binding; calcium-dependent phospholipid binding. Gene Ontology annotation, cellular component: plasma membrane. The record is from RefSeq and is a predicted model, not a curated record. The transcript has 17 exons. Gene Ontology annotation, biological process: ERBB2 signaling pathway; cellular response to calcium ion. Lineage: Eukaryota; Metazoa; Chordata; Actinopteri; Osmeriformes; Osmeridae.
AGUGGGAGUUCUCUCUUUAUUAGACAUUCUCUGCUUGUACACAGUUUUUUUGGACCGUUUGCAGUACUUUCAGUGAACUGAAUUCUUCAGGUUUUGAGAGUGAAGCGCCCUAAGCACUGAAAGUCAGUGCUCUAAGUGCACAAGUGCGCGGUAGUAGACACAGUUUACAGUGUCUUGUAAGCUAGCAGCAGAAGGCAGAGUUCGUUUGUAUUCGCAGUCCCUUCGCUACUGGUAGUACGCUACUAGAGAAACUUCACUUGCACAGGAUCAAGAUGAGCCCAUGUUGCAACGCCAUGAUGCUUCAGGCAAGCUGACAGGGAGGCAAAAGACUCCACACGUCCACCGCUCAGAUGACAUGGCAGCCCAGUGUGUGACAAAGGUGGAGCUGACUGUAUCUUGUGAGAAUCUGCUGGACCGCGAUGUCACCUCAAAGUCUGACCCUCUGUGUGUACUUCUAAUGAACAUCUCUGAGUCCCAGUGGUAUGAGGUUGGGCGCACAGAGAAAAUACAGAACUGCCUCGCGCCGAAGUUUGCAAAGAAGUUUGUGAUUGACUACUACUUUGAACAAGUGCAGAAAUUGAAGUUUGGAAUCUAUGACAUUGAUAAUCAAACGAUCGAUCUAAGCGAUGAUGAUUUCCUUGGAGAACUUGAGUGCACCUUGGGGCAGGUUGUGUCAAACAGGAAACUGAGACGACCACUUGUGAUGAAGAACAAAAGAACUGCAGGAAAAGGAACUAUUACAAUCAGUGCUGAAGAAAUAAUAGACAACCGAGUAGCACAUUUUGAGGUGGAAGCCAGGAGACUGGACAACAAGGAUUUCUUUGGGAAAUCUGACCCAUACCUUGAGUUCUUCAAGCAAACAGAAACUGGAUGGCAGCUGGCACAUAGAACAGAGGUAGUAAAGAACAACCUGAACCCAACCUGGAGACCCUUCACAAUCCCUGUGCAGUCACUUUGUGGAGGAGACAUGGACAAAGCCAUAAAGGUGGAAUGCUACGAUUAUGAUAAUGACGGAUCCCAUGACCUCAUUGGAAUCUUUGAGACCAACAUGACCCUUCUGCAAAAGGCUUCACGCACUUCACCGGCUGAGUUUGAAUGCAUCAACAGAAAGAAAAAAGAGAAGAAAAAGAACUACAAAAACUCUGGGGUUGUGAGUGUGAAAUUAUGCCAGGUUGUGAAGGAGUAUUCAUUUCUGGACUACAUCAUGGGGGGCUGUCAAAUUAACUUUACUGUGGGAAUAGACUUCACAGGGUCCAAUGGUGAUCCCAAGACCCCACAGUCUCUGCACUACAUCAGCCCUCAGGGCUACAAUGAGUACUUGUCUGCCAUAUGGAGCGUUGGUCAGGUUAUUCAAGACUAUGACAGUGAUAAGAUGUUCCCUGCCUUUGGCUUUGGAGCCCAGAUUCCACCCAUCUGGCAGUGUUCCCACGAAUUUCCUCUCAACUUCAACCCUGCAAAUCCAUUUUGCACAGGGAUUGAAGGGGUGGUGGAGGCCUACAGGAUGUGUCUGCCCCAAGUGAAGCUUUAUGGUCCAACUAACUUCUCUCCAAUAAUCAACCAUGUGGCUCGAUUUGCUCUGCAGGCAUCUCAGCAAAAGACUGCCUCUCAAUACUUUGUUCUUCUUAUAAUCACGGACGGUGUGAUCACAGAUCUAGAUGAAACACGCAGUGCAAUAGUAAAUGCCUCCCGACUGCCUAUGUCCAUUAUCAUCAUCGGUGUGGGUGGGGCAGAUUUCAGUGCCAUGGAGCUCUUGGAUGGCGAUGAUGGGUGUCUGAAGUCGCAGACAGGGGAACGAGCCCUGAGAGAUAUUGUCCAGUUUGUUCCCUUCAGAAAGUUUCUGAACUCUCCCAAGAAAGAGCUGGCCCAGACUGUUCUGGCUGAGGUUCCUGGUCAAGUAGUGUCUUAUUUUAAUAUGUCCAAACUACUUCCACCCAACACCAACACUCACCAAAAUCCAGCAGCUGCAACGUAAUAUACUACACAUGCCUUGAAGAGGAGAAGAAUCUGUUCUCACCCUUUUAUCCAUGUAGACCUUAAACUACAAUCAGUUUAAAAAAAUCUAAAGUAGUAGAAGAUAUACAACAUCCUUUGGUGUUCCAUUCCACCUCUACAGCUUCAGAACUCCAUCUAAAAAUCACUAGAAAUCAACCCCAAGGUUCUACUUUGCCAUCUAUAGUUAUUUGAUUACGUCAUACUUAUAUGUUAUUAGUUAUUUCAGGGAAGUAUAUAGAUAAGGAUAAUACCCGUUCAGGAGGUACUAUUCUGGUGAAUUUAGGAUUUCUCAUUUGCAUUUAAAAUGGUGGGCUGUGCUUAAUGGCUUAGGGUUAAUUGAUUUCAUAAGACUUCACUACACAAAAAUGACCCACAGAAUGCCUUUUGGAACAGGUUUGGACCAGAAUCAGUAGCCAACAUGCAUUUUUACACCCUAUGAAAAUAUCUCAUGGGUUAUGCACAACAUACAUGCUACAGUUUACAAAAAAUAUUUGCAUAUAUAUAAUAUAUUUCUGGUUUGUUUUUUGACACAGUUCUUGACAAUUUAUUGUAGAGGUACAGUGGGGGAUUUUUUUAAACCCCUUGCUGAUUUUGUACGUUUGCCCACCGACAAAUAAAUGAUCAGUCUAUAAUUUUAAUGGUAAGUUUAUUUGAAUAGGGAGAGACUAGGAUUAGGAGCACACUCAUAACGGGGGUGACAAAAUGUCAGUUUGUUACAUUUAUAAAAGACACCUGUCCACAGAAGCAAUCAAUCAAAUUGCAAACUCUCCACCAUGGCCAAGACCAAAGGGCUGUCCAAGGAUGUCAGGGACAAGAUUGUAAACCUACACAAGGCUGGAAUGGGGUACAAGACCAUCGCCAAGCAGCUUGAUGAGAAGGUGACAACAGUUUGUGUGAUUAUUCUUAAAUGGAAGAAACACAAAAGAACUGUCAAUCUCCCAAGGUCUGGGGCUCCAUGCAAGAUCUCACCUUGUGGAGUUGCAAUGAUGAAAACGGUGAGGAAUCAUCCCAGAACUACACGGGAGGAUCUUGUCGAUUAUCUCAAGGCAGCUGGUAACAAUUGGUAACACUACGCCGCGUAGGACUGAAAUCCUGCAGCGCCUGCAAGGUCCCCCUGCUCAAGAAAGCACAUGUUCAGGCCCGUCUGAAUUUUUACAAUGAACAUCUGAAUGAUUUAGAGUGGUGAUUUCACAGGGUGAAAAUGUUGUGGUCAGAUGAGACCAAAAUCGAGCUCUUUGGCAUUAACUCAACUCGCCGUAUUUUGAGGAGGAAUGCUACCUCUGACCCCAAGAGCUCCUGAGAUGUGUGCAAACCUGGUGGCCAACUACAAGAAACCUCUGACCUCUAUGAUUGCCAACAAGGGGUUUGCCACCAAGUAAUAAGUCAUGUUUUGCAGAGGAGUCAAACACGUAUUUCCAUCAUUAAAAUGCAAAUCAGUUACCCCAAAAAUGUACAUGUGUUUUCUAGAUUUGUUUGUUGUUAUUCUGUCUCUCACUGUUCAAAUAAACCUACCAUUAAAAUUAUAGACUGAUAAUUUCUUUUUCAGUGGGCAAAUGUACAAAAUCAUCAGGGUAUCAAAUAUUCCCCCCCCCCCCCCCCCCCCCC